Dioscorea cayenensis subsp. rotundata (Guinea yam) is the source of this 1165-nucleotide messenger RNA. RefSeq names its product nudix hydrolase 9. The transcript has 9 exons. The record is from RefSeq and is a predicted model, not a curated record. Gene Ontology annotation, molecular function: GDP-mannose hydrolase activity. The coding region runs from base 1 to 1005 and encodes 334 amino acids. NCBI's taxonomy places the organism in Eukaryota, Viridiplantae, Streptophyta, Magnoliopsida, Dioscoreales, Dioscoreaceae.
AUGGGAGGAUUAGUUUUAGUUAAUUGUGCUCCCGCGAGGCAUUUAGUCACCAUCGAGGCCGAUCGUCGAUGCCGUGGGCUAUCUCGCCGGGUCCCCGCCCUUUCCCCAUCCUUCGACGGUCAUUCCAUGCGAUCAUGGACAUCAAACCCUCGUCCUCCCCCGCCACCGAUCCCGGCAGCGCCUUCAAGCUCCUCCUUGCCUGCCCCGCUGGCCUCCCUAGAUCUCGAGGUUCCGCAUCCUGAUGCUAAGCUCGAAGAUUCGAUUAAUGAGAUAUGGAAUCAGCGAAUUGGGAAGAAUUCAUCACUAUACAACGGCCAAAAGUUCAGGUAUGGAGCUAGUAUUUUGCAUAUGGGUAAUGGCGUUGACCGAGAGUCCUCUGUCUGUCUUCACUUGGGUCUGACAGAUUAUAGGACAUUUGUGGGCACAAAUCUGAAUCCUUCUUGGGAGAUGUUUCUUAUUCCUUCAGAAGAUGAUACUAUUCAUUGCCAACACACAUCAAGCCCCUUGGGUAAUGGUGCUGUUGUAGAAACUAGUGAUAAAAAGAUUCUUGUAUUGCAAAGAAGCAAUAAUGUUGGAGAGUUUCCUGGGUAUUUUGUUUUUCCUGGCGGCCAUUCAGAGCCACUAGAAGUUGGAAUUUCAGCCCAUCAAGCUGAAAAUUCUGAAGUAAUAAAUCGGAAGGUUUCUCAGGAGAUGUUUGAUGGUAUCAUUCGUGAAGUAGUUGAAGAAAUUGGAGUUCCUUCUCAUUCUCUGACCGAGCCUGUCUUCAUUGGAAUAUCCCGUAGAGACUUGAAUGUCAGACCAACCGCUUUUUUCUUUGUAAACUGCAACUUGGAGUCAAGUGAAAUUCACCAACUGUAUUCCAAAGCUCAAGAUGGUUAUGAAUCCACUCAGCUUUAUGCAGUUUUAAAGGAUGAUUUAGCAGAAAUGUCACUCAAAAUGCCCGGGUGCCACCGGGGUGGACAUGCGCUGUAUGAGCUGAUGAUGAACAGAAAAGACAUUGGUUGAUCUCAUUAUAAGUUCUGUUACUGAAUCUGUUGAUGCCAAUUAAUUGAAGCAAUGUUUUGUUCUCAUUGAAAGUUCAGUGAAACUUUAUAAUUAUAUUACCCAUUUCCAAAAUCAACAUAAUGUGGAAAAUGCGCACUUAAUGGCCCUUUCCUUUGACUUU